AUGUUGACCGUUUGGAAAGAAAUUAAACAAAAUCUUGUCGAAUAUCGAGAUGCACCGAAUAAUAAACAAUCAAACUAUCUGACAAAUUUAAUCAAUCAAUGCGAAAUUUUUUAUGAUAGUUUGACUACUGCUACUGGGAAGAAUAAGGACAACGUAAAUUUAGUUACUAUCGCUAUCACAUAUUCAUUAAUGCAUCUUGCUAUUUUGAAAGAGGCAUGCACUAGCCAUAAGGGACUAUUUAAUUCUUAUGAUAAGGAAUUACGAGAAAAAGUCGAAGGUUAUAAAAAAUAUUUUAUAGAAAUCUAUUCUAAAUGGGGAAAUUGGCGCAAAGAUUGUAUCCAAGUAAAGAAGAAUAAGGAUGUUCCUUACGAAGCUUAUGAUAACUUAAUUGAUCAAGCGGUUACUUAU
This is a messenger RNA of Racocetra persica, 408 nucleotides long. Lineage: Eukaryota; Fungi; Glomeromycota; Glomeromycetes; Diversisporales; Gigasporaceae. The record is from the annotation of a GenBank genome assembly.